AUGUUUUCUUAUAGGGAAGAUAAUGAAGUUGCAGGACAUGCAGUUGCUUCAGCAAGAUUGCCAAUAGAGCAAGGGGUAAGUAGAUAUUCACAAGCUCAAAAGGUUCCUGUCAGUAUCCCAAUAUCAAAACCUCCCGAUAUUAGAAAAGAUAAAAUCACUUUUUAUCAUUAGCACUGGAGAAGUUUUCUGCGGUUCAUGUUUUCAUUUGCUCCACGUCGCUGGCUGUUUUCGCAGGCUAUGUUUCCAUAAAGAAUGUUGCCGAAAUCAAUAUCCCAUAAAUCCUAUCGCAAGUUGUGACUUAAAAAAAAUUGCAGCUUUGAAUUUAUCUGUUUAGUACAUAUUCAAGUUUUGGCAUCAGCACAGUUAGACUGCCAGGACCCGCUUCGGUGAUAGUUGGAUGCUGGGACUCACAAGAAUUGUUUUUCGACGCAUUCAUUGAGAGACAACUUUUAACAAGAAAGUGACAAUAUCUCCUACGCUUGUUUAAAAAUAUGAUUUCCACUUUUUGCAGGCGAUCGGUGGUCAACAACCCAUUGAAGGAGUAUAUCUUCCCAUUCAUGAUGUAGAACAGACAGAACAUGGAUCUCAACAGCUUUUUAUUGGUCAACCUAACGCUGCAGGCAUUUAUAAUGGGCUGAUGGAUCACCAAGGGAUCUCACCAUUGCCAGUUGUGCCACCAAGAUACCCUGACCGUCUGAAAGAGAUACUUGUUGAGAAUAUGAAUUUUCAUCCAAUGCAGGAGGUUCACUUAUACCAGUUUCGAUCUCGAAGAGGUAGACAGCCGAUGCAGUACGCGGAGCAAACUAGAGGAAUGCAGUUCAGAGAUUGGUCCGAAGCUAGACCACCAGCAACUCAGAUGCACUGCGGGCGAGGACGGACUGUUCCAACUGAGUCGUUCGCUGGAAUCAGGUGCCCUAGAUCUGUCGAGGAGACCAGCCAAUUUCCGGAGCAGAAUCAAGGAGGUGAACGCAUGCGUGCAUCCAGUUAUCCACGACAGCUGACUUUGAACAGGUCAGUAUACGUCCUCAAAUUAAGCCAAACGCAUAUCCCAUCGAACUAAUUCGAGGGCUAGUUUAAAUUUUUCCCGAUCCUCUGGCCACGGGUAAGCAGUGCGUCAUGUUACACCUUGACUUGAUUGAAAUCGCAGUGGUUGGUUUUACAUCUCUAAUGAGCUUGCAGGAAUAGCAAAAAUCAUGACGUAGUUUAAUAGACAGUUUAAUUUCUAUGAUCUUUUUGCUACCUAGCCUGCGAACGGCAGACAUUUUUCCUCGCUCAUCGCCGCUGAGGAACGUUUCGCGUUUCCUCCUCGCGAAAUUAAACGUCCCUCAGCGGCGAUGAGCGAGGAGAAACGUCUGUCGUUCGCAGGCUAUUUGCUACCUAGUUACUUAUUAAUACGCUGAAAGGGUCUUUUAAAGAAAGCCAUGAAAUUCUAAGUAAACAUCCGGAAAUUACAGCAGUUACAGGUCAUAAUGACUUCCAUAAACAUCGCACAAGCGUCAAAGUUUACUUUUUUAGCCAGUAUAGCAUCCAAGUUUGUUAGCGACUGUUUCCAAUUUGUCUUUUUCCCCGGGGGGGAGGGGGUAAUGCCAUAUAUGGGCUAUAUAGGUAUGUGCAGCUGUGAAGGGUAUGGUUUUCAAGCAGUUUAUUCUAGGAUAGGGUAUAUAAAUCAGAGCGUUUGGGUCUAGAAUAGGGUAUCAUUUUUCAGGAAACUGAUCAGUUGGUUGCAGAUUUUAUCUAGACUAGGUAAACAGCUACUCUAGGAUAGGGGGGAUUUGGGAAGUUUACUCUAGAAUAGGGUAGCAAAAUUCAGCUGAACUAGCUCUGGUAUAGGUUAAGGGUUCCAGGGUCCCAGCGGCACAUCCCCACCCAGAAAUUCCUAAAGUACCCCCCGGGGUCUUUUCCCUAUGCCACAACUCAAAAACCGCCCUUACAAAACCAACCAGACUUUUACGAAAAAUGAAAUAAUCAUCCUAAAAUCGAUUUUUCUCUACAGGUCAAGUCCACCAGAGCCUUUGUUAACUAAAGGUCAGAUCUGUGGUGGAGAUUAUACUUGGAUUAUAGAGCAUUUCUCUCAGCUCCUCCAGGGUGAUAGUGAUGGAAUAAAAACAUCACUUGAUAGUCCUCCGAUUUACACUAGUUUGUGUGGAUACAAGUUCUUCAUGCGUAUCUACCCAAAAGGCGUUGAUGGUGGAGAUGGAAGACACAUUGCCCUUUUUGUUGGUAUGAUGAAGGGGGAUUUUGAUAACAGGCUCAAAUGGCCAUUUUGUGGACGAAUCUCCCUCUCCAUGUUGGAUCAAAGCAAUGAUGCUCACAGCCUCUGCAACGAUGUCAGUGGCACUUUCAUGGCCAACAGAAAUCUUGAAGCUUUUCAGAAACCCUCUGCCAGCGGACAAUACACUACCCUGUAUGGCUACGAGAAGUUUGCGCCCAUCGACACGGUUCGUUGCCCACAGUACUCCAAAGAUGAUGCAGUGAUGAUCAAUAUCGAGAUUCACAAAAAUUUCUAA
This is a messenger RNA of Porites lobata, 2507 nucleotides long. NCBI's taxonomy places the organism in Eukaryota, Metazoa, Cnidaria, Anthozoa, Scleractinia, Poritidae. The record is from the annotation of a GenBank genome assembly.